Messenger RNA from Vanessa tameamea, 3144 nucleotides. It is a transcript of the gene Vps51, whose product is annotated as vacuolar protein sorting-associated protein 51 homolog. The coding region runs from base 167 to 2269 and encodes 700 amino acids. The record is from RefSeq and is a predicted model, not a curated record. Lineage: Eukaryota; Metazoa; Arthropoda; Insecta; Lepidoptera; Nymphalidae. The transcript has a single exon. Gene Ontology annotation, biological process: Golgi organization; endocytic recycling; Golgi vesicle transport. Gene Ontology annotation, cellular component: GARP complex; membrane; EARP complex.
GACGUUUGAGUAAUCAGUUUUGAUUUUUGACAUAAGUUGAAUUGAAAUGAUAGUAUUUAUUGUUUAUAAAUAAGUAAUCCUUUCAUUAAAUUUUGCACUUAUAUAUAAGGAGAUAAACUGAACGAUUAUAAAAUCGACAUCCAAAUACACCAUUUGACAAUCGAGAAUGGCAGAAUCCCCUAAAGAUAACGAAAAUCCACUCGACAUCGAUGGAAGUAACUUUAAUUCUGAAAUGUAUUUAGAAUGUCUUUUAAAAUGUGCCACUCUACGACAAGUGAUGGAUAAAGAGGCCGAAGUAGUCACUCAAAGCCAAUUCUUACAAUCAGAAAUGCAAACUUUGGUAUACGAGAAUUAUAACAAAUUUAUAUCAGCCACUGAGACUGUUCGAAAGAUGCGUUCAGAUUUUCAAAUAAUGCAAGAGGAAAUGAACAAACUUAGUGAGAAUAUAAAUAACAUUACAUCAUUCAGUUCAAAUAUAUCAGAUAAUUUAAAAGAAAGUGGGAAUAAUGUAAAUAGAUUAUGCAGCACUCGCCAAUUGUUAGACAAACUACAGUUCGUGUUCUUGUUACCGACACAAUUAAAUAAAGCAAUUCAAGAAAACCGUUAUGUAGAUGCAGUACAAGACUACACACAUGCUCAAAGAGUCUUACAGAAGUAUGGUAAUCAACCUUCUUUUCAAAGCAUUCAGACGGAAUGUUCAGAAAUUAUAUGUGAUCUCAAGAAAACACUGAGAGAGAGACUACUAACACCAGAUACUUCAGCAUCUGAAUUAGCUGAAAGUGUGGGUCUUUUGAGACAGUUACAGGAAACAGACUCCUCUUUACAAGAUAUAUUUUUGACAUGCGCUGAGAAUCGAUUGGAUACACAUCUAAAAAGUUUGAACAACAUUGUUGAUAGUGCUGAUAUAUUGGAAUGGGUAGAAAAAUGCAAUAACACUUUGUUAGCAGACUUGGGUAUUGUUAUAUCUUGUUAUCAUGAUCUAUUUGAUGAUAAGGAAAUGGUCAAUCUCCCUGAGUUUGCAGACAAAGUGAUGACACAAGUAUUCCAUCUAUUUGAAGAUGUUGUCAAGAGACCUGAGAACAUUGGUACUGAGAUAUUAAUAAGAGGAUUAGACAAAUUCUUUAGAAAAUUACAAGCAAUGUCUGAAAUUAUUUCAAGUGAGUCUGUUUCCAAUAAAGCUUUGGAUGUUGUUAUACAAUGUAUAAAGCAUAAGGCUACCUUGCAAUAUGAAACCAUUCAAUUACAAUUUAAAGAAAACCUGAUGAGAGUAAGACAGUCCUUAGCAAGCAAAGGUACAGAGUGUGCCGAUCUUAAAGAUAUUCUGAAUUCCCUGCAAAUUCAUUUGAUGCAAAAGGUCCAAGCCUCACUAUUAGAUUUAAUGGCAUUUCUACAAAACAAACUCUCCUUUGGAUUAAAAUCAUGGUGCGGGAAGGCUGUUGCUGAUGCUUGUUGGACAGUCAUAUCAGAAACUUUGAUCAAUCUAUCAGAAAUGGUUAAAAAAAUGUCUUCCUUACAGGCAUCAAAUAACAUUCCUUUUGAAUUACUACUAAUAUUGGCAAAACUAUGCUUAGAAAUGCAAGAAAGUGGUGUAACCACUUUGCAUAGUCACCUUUUAAAGCUUUUGGAGGAAUCAGCUCCAGGUCUGAGUAUUGACAAAAAGGACACAAACAGUGUAAUGGUUCAUUUAUCUACUGCAGCUCAAACAGCUUUAGACUCUGAAGUUGUGUUUAUAGGACAGACAGCAGCACAAAUGCUAAGAGUAUCAGUCCUAGCUAGGGAUUGGUUACGAGCUCCAGAACCAAGAGGUCCGAGAGCUGUAUGUCGGAGGGUCGUAGAAACGCUUGCUAGUGCUGAUAGUGCUGCAUCACAACUCUUUCCUACAAGCAUAAAGCCAUCUAGCGAUUCUAGUCGUCGUACUAUUUGGUCUCGGGCCCCUUCAUCAUUUUCGCCCAUAAAUAGAAUAUUUUCGGAAAGGAUUGAAGUUUUCAGCCCGGCUGGUGCCGAUCGCGCCGCGCUUUCAAAUGGAGCACUAAAAGUGGCAUUGAAAGCUUUAGUGGAGUGCGUGCGAUUGCGUACAUUUAGUAGGCAUGGUUUGCAACAAUUACAAGUUGAUGUGCAUUUUCUACAACAAAGGCUUUCAUGUAUGGGAAAUGAUGAAAGACUAUUGAAUUCUUUACUAGAAGAUGCUUUAGCUUCAGCUCAAAUUAGAUGCGUCGACCCUCAACUGAUGGAAGCAAGUAUCGUAGACAUUAUUUGUGAAAGGGGCUAAAUAUUUCACUAUUAUAAUAUUCCACAUAUGUUAUAUAGUUAUAUAAAAAUUUAAAAACAUCAUCAGUAUGUAAUUAUUUAUUGUCAAAAAUUACUACAAAUUAUAUCUCUUAAACAUACAAAACACAGAAUAUUUUAAUAAAACACCUUUAACUAUGAAACUUUAAAGUAAACAGCACAUUUUAUGACAAUUAUUAUAACCCAUCAAUGAAAAUUGCAUCAUAAUAAAAAUAAUGAUAUCAUCUACAUAUAUAAAAUCUAUGUUAAAUGCUCUUACUCAUUUUACAAGACACUACGCUUUACUUCUAACAAUAACAUAUUUUUCCAAUGUUAGUCACGACAGCAGAUAAACAUUAAUAAUAAUUAAAAUUAAAAACAGUAUAUAUUAUUACCAUUACAAACAAUUUUUCAUAAAAUUUGGUCCUAUUUUGCUAGAAAAUUAUGACGAAAAUCCAAGACAAAAUGUAUAUGUCGUUAUGGUCGGUUUUACUAUAAUAUAGAUAAGAUCUUUUAUUCAACAACUUUGUAUUAUGAAAUAUCUCCCAAAAUACAUUUUUGAACAUUAUCUAUUAAUCGUAUAUUAAAUAUCUUCCAAAUUGAGGGCUGAAAUUGAUCGCGCUUAUUAUUUGGUGAAAGAUCAAUUUUCACUAUGCCUUAUUUCAUUACAUUUUAAUAUAUGCUACAAAGCGUUCAGGGUAACAAUCCAAAAUUGGGAAGCUCUUUAUUUGCUAUAGCAAAUUUUCAAUUUUUAAAAAACCACUAAAUUGUUUUUUAUAAGCUCAUUUGUAUAUUCUCAAUUACCAUCAUUGACAUCACAAAUAUAUUAAAAAUGAAACUUCCGAUAUGUUUAUUUUUAUCAUGUUCCAUAUUUUUACC